CACCCUUGGCGCUUACCCAGUCCGGGACUAUGGCUCGACAUCUCCCAGAAGAUCAAGGCCAUGGGCUUCAACGCCGUGUGCUUCUACGUCUACUGGAGUUUAGUCGAAGGCCAACGAGGUGAAGUCCGUUUCGACGGCGUCUUUACCCUAGACGGGUUCUUCCACGCCGCAUCCGAGGCCGGCAUCUACCUCAUCGCCAGACCGGGUCCGUACAUGAACGCCGAGGUGGCAGCCGGAGGACUUCCGGGGUGGACACUGCGCAUCAAAGACCCUCUGUCCCUCUCCGGGGAAACGGGACGGAGAAAGAUCAUUGCCGACGCUCAAAUCACCAACGGCGGACCGGUGUUUAUGUACGACACCUGGCCCGGCAUCAACGACACCGACUUCCCCGCCCGUCUCAACCGCGACAACAUGGUUCACACCCAACGCCUCGUCCGGAAAGCCGGCAUCGUCGUCCCCUUUAUGCACAACGACCACCUCGCCCAAGGUAACUGGGCUCCCGGCUCCGAACCGGGCUCAAUCGACCUCUACGCCAUCGACGCCUACCCC
Molecule: messenger RNA, 549 nt
Organism: Neurospora tetraspora
Lineage: Eukaryota; Fungi; Ascomycota; Sordariomycetes; Sordariales; Sordariaceae
Product: glycoside hydrolase superfamily
Exons: 3
Biological process (GO): carbohydrate metabolic process
Cellular component (GO): vacuole
Molecular function (GO): beta-galactosidase activity
Source: RefSeq, a predicted model, not a curated record